This is a messenger RNA of Truncatella angustata, 1593 nucleotides long. RefSeq lists its product as uncharacterized. Gene Ontology annotation, molecular function: DNA-binding transcription factor activity. The transcript has 3 exons. The record is from RefSeq and is a predicted model, not a curated record. Gene Ontology annotation, biological process: regulation of DNA-templated transcription. NCBI's taxonomy places the organism in Eukaryota, Fungi, Ascomycota, Sordariomycetes, Amphisphaeriales, Sporocadaceae. Bases 375 to 1199 code for a protein of 274 amino acids.
GUUUUGGCGUCGGUACGUCUAUAGAAGUUCCCAGGAUACGUACCGAGUCGAUGUAUCUCGUAGGGCAAGGGUCCUCUUGACGUCCUGCAGCGGCCGUCAAGUCCCAUGGCUGAAGUAGCCGAACGGGAACGGGCAGCCUGUCUGUCAUCUGUAUAUAUCCUCCCUUCCCAUCCUCUUUCAGAUUAACCUAGCCUUGACAACAAAUCAACUUGACAAGUAAGAGAAGAUCUUUGGAUUUCAAUCGAAAAGAUCUCUUGAGAAUAAAAUAAAACAACACUACCUCGAAUACAUUGUGUUCUCUACUCGCAGCUGUGUCCGCAGCUUUAUACUUAUUCCAGUGGACUAUCAAUCCCGUUCGCUUGGAUUUGCCCACUAUGUUUGCCAUGUCGCAGCACCCAUACUCAUAUGCCUCUUCGCAACCGGCGAGGCAAUACCCGGCACAGGGCACGAGCAGUGCUUUCUCCAGCUCUGCAAACCCAGAUGAGGAUUGGACCAAGAUCUCGGAUCUUGCUGAGCGCAGGAGGAUCCAAAAUCGGAUUGCUCAACGCAACUACCGCAAGAAGCUCAAGAGACGCUUGGAAGACUUGGAGAGACGCGCAAACACAUCAGACGGCUCCUCAUCCGCCAGUGGAUCUGAGAAACAGGGACAAACUACCACCAAGAGCAUUAAGAAAUCGGCCUCAAAGUCACAAAAAGCAACCUCGACCUCUCAAAAGGCAGUAGCUCCCCAAUUUACACCGCCAAUGACACACGACGAUGAGCUCAUGUUCCCUUCAACUUAUGACGAUCGCGAGCGAUCGCAUACACCUCCUUUCGUUCAAUAUUCACCAUACCCUCCGCCUGACGAGAUGCUACUUCCCCCUUACGGAACUGCACAGCCUUACCAAUCCAUGACCGCUGCCGAAACGUACCCUGGUUAUAUGGCCACGACCAUGCCCGGUACUUUACCUUCAAUCACACACUUCAACGAUGCCAUCAAGCGGGAACCUUACCCUGAUGAAUCGCUGUCCCCUUACAUGAACUAUGGCUACCUCCCCGGGAUGGACAUGAGCGGUCAAAACCCAUACGAUAGCUCCAACCCUCAUACACCACCACUAUCUCAUUCAUUCGAUCACUCUGCAAACUGCUCCGAGUCUGGCUACGAAUACCCAACUACACCUUUAUCCAUGCCAGACUCCCCAGGGUUCAUACAACAAUAGUUAAAAUGGAGACAGACGGAUAUAGAGAAGGGGCUAGAUAAGAGGUUCACACGAGCACGUAUGGGUUAUGACAUCUUCUUGGACAUAUUUCUUAUAACUCUUUCGGCAAGCAGCGGCGCAUAAAUUUUUUUCUCCUUGAGUCGAAGCGCUCGAACUUCGUAGACUCGGAAAUGAGGAAUCAAGGGCUAUAUUUUAACCAUCAACUCUACCGUUAAAAUAUUAUAACCGCGGAGCAGUCGUGCUGCUCCUCGUCAAUAGUUAUAUUCAUUCUUAGCAUUCUCAUAAAUACUUGCUCGCAAUAUCAUGGUAUCGUAUCAGUGAAACGAAUGUUUGCUAUAUCAUUACUAUAUAGUUGAACAUGCGGGUAACAAGGUGAGCUCUCCCGGGAGAGCUG